Protopolystoma xenopodis is the source of this 651-nucleotide messenger RNA. The record is from the annotation of a GenBank genome assembly. NCBI's taxonomy places the organism in Eukaryota, Metazoa, Platyhelminthes, Monogenea, Polystomatidea, Polystomatidae.
AUGCCAUCACUCAAUAGCCUGUCCCUUUUUGCGGCCGGGGCCCAUUCACUUGGCCAGCCGAUUGGCCAAAUUUUGGUCAAAAAAGCCCAAAUUCGGCCCCAUAGACGCGACUGGUCAGUACUCUUCACCAAUCCAUCCACCUUUCUUUGCUUUCGCUUCUUCUGUCUGCUGAUCUGCUUGGCAAUUCUGGCGGGCAACGGGGUCGAGCCUGAACAAAAAGGGGUCAGUUUGGCAGAUUCGAGCAUCGCUGACCUAUUUGACUACCAAUCGUCUGAUCGUCUCGUACUGCCGGGAAAUACAUCAGCGUCACAGCCUGCCUUCUCGAGAAACCUCAGAAAAGUAGCUUCGUACAAUCGGCCCGAAGGAUUGGCUGGCCCUGGUCGGGAAAUCCACAUGGAGACAGAGCUUGUCAGGCAAGAGAAAGCGGAAAAGAAAAGGGUCGGGGCGCUGAAAGAUAAGGAGGUUAAUUGUCAAGAGGAGAGAUUGAUCUUCUCGGACCAUCUACAAGAACUUGAGGUCGUGGAAGGUUCUCGUCGAUGGAGGCGAGGAGAGCCGGCAGACGGCGAGGAGCGUGAAACCGUCUUGCUUGAGCAUGAACUUUCGAGCACAGACUACAGGGUAGCAUAUCUGGAAGGUGAAUUAACUUGCUGA